AAACAAAUCAAAUCAACUCAUCUGCUCUAACCUCAGCUCAGCUUCCUUCUCUUUUCUAGGCGCCAUGGAUCUGGUGUUGGUUGAGAAGGCGUUACUCGGCCUCUUCGCGGCGGUGACUCUCGCCAUCGUCGUCUCUAAGCUCAGCGGGAAGAAGCUCAAGCUCCCGCCAGGGCCCCUUCCGGUGCCGAUCUUCGGCAACUGGCUCCAGGUCGGCGACGACCUCAAUCACCGCAAUCUCGCAUCCCUGGCAAAGAAGUUCGGCGAUAUCCUUCUCCUCCGAAUGGGCCAGCGCAAUCUCGUUGUCGUCUCGUCGCCGGAUCAUGCCCGUGAGGUCCUCCACACUCAGGGAGUCGAAUUUGGUUCCCGAACUCGCAACGUCGUCUUUGACAUCUUCACUGGAAAGGGUCAGGACAUGGUCUUCACUGUAUACGGCGAGCAUUGGCGGAAGAUGCGCCGCAUAAUGACCGUCCCCUUCUUCACCAACAAGGUCGUGCAGCAAUACCGCUAUGGGUGGGAAGAUGAGGCCGCAAGCGUCGUUGAGGAUGUCCGUAAAAACCCUAAGUCGGCCACCGAGGGGGUUGUGAUCCGCCGCCGCCUGCAACUCAUGAUGUACAACAAUAUGUACCGCAUCAUGUUCGACCGAAGGUUUGAGAGCGAGGACGAUCCCCUUUUCAUGAAGCUGAGGGCCCUUAAUAACGAGCGGAGUCGCCUCGCGCAGAGCUUCGAGUACAACUAUGGAGAUUUUAUCCCCAUUCUCCGGCCGUUCCUGAGGGGAUAUCUCAAGAUCUGCAAGGAUGUGAAAGAUGUGCGACUCAACCUAUUCAAGAACUAUUUCGUUCAGGAGAGGAAGAAAUUGUCGAGCACGAAGCCGAUGGAUAACGCCGGACUCAAGUGCGCCAUCGAUCAUAUACUGGAUGCGGAAAAGAAGGGCGAGAUUAACGAGGAUAACGUUCUCUACAUCGUCGAAAACAUCAACGUUGCUGCAAUCGAGACAACUCUAUGGUCGAUCGAGUGGGGCAUCGCCGAGCUAGUAAACCACCCGGAAGUCCAGCGCAAGCUCCGCGAAGAACUCGACACCGUCCUUGGCCGCGGCAACCAAAUCACAGAGCCCGACACCCACAAGCUCCCCUACCUCCAGGCCGUCAUAAAAGAAACUCUCCGGCUUCGCAUGGCCAUCCCUCUCCUCGUCCCCCACAUGAAUCUCCACGACGCCAAGCUGGGAGGCUACGAAAUCCCCGCCGAGAGCAAGAUCCUCGUCAACGCCUGGUGGCUCGCCAACAACCCCGCCCAAUGGAAAAACCCCGAUCAGUUCCGCCCCGAGCGGUUCCUCGAAGAGGAGUCAAAAGUUGAGGCCAACGGCAACGACUUCCGCUUCAUCCCCUUCGGCGUCGGCCGCCGCAGCUGCCCUGGCAUCAUCCUCGCCCUCCCUAUUCUCGGAAUCACUCUCGGCCGCCUCGUCCAGAACUUUGAGCUCCUGCCGCCGCCGGGUAUGGAGAAGCUCGAUACUUCUGAGAAAGGAGGGCAGUUCAGUCUCCAUAUACUUAAGCAUUACACCGUCGUCGCCAAGCCCAGGGAAUUCUAAUGUAAUGAGGAUGUUUUGGAUUCUGUUAAGUUAUGAUUCUGUAUUGCUUUGCUUUAAAUUUUUUAAAUGAUUGGAGGAAGGAGUUGGUUUGAUUUGUUCUUUCACAAUCUGUUCGAUGGUGGGCGUGGUGGGAAUGGGGGGAUGAUCAUUGGCAUGUAAAGUAUGGCCAAUUUAAAUAAGAUUAUAAUUUUGUUACACGAAA
Molecule: messenger RNA, 1784 nt
Organism: Dendrobium catenatum
Lineage: Eukaryota; Viridiplantae; Streptophyta; Magnoliopsida; Asparagales; Orchidaceae
Product: trans-cinnamate 4-monooxygenase
Exons: 3
Coding region: 65-1582 (505 amino acids)
Biological process (GO): lignin metabolic process
Molecular function (GO): heme binding; trans-cinnamate 4-monooxygenase activity; iron ion binding
Source: RefSeq, a predicted model, not a curated record